AUGGCUUUUUGCAUCGGCGAUGUCCUCGGCAGAUCCGGCGGUCUCGACACCUUCGACGGCUGUGGCGGCGUCUUCCACGUGGCCACGGUGCUGGACUUCGAGGAGAGAGAGAGCGAGGAGGUGAAGGUCCGGCUGGUCACCAUUGGCACCCGGGCCAUCCUGCAGGCGUGCGCCAACUCCAGAAUCGUGUGUCGCAUGCUCUACACCUCCACCCUCGGCACGACGACCUUAAACGCGAAGUUCUUCGGCUCCUCCAGCGCGACCGUCGCCGUGGGCGAGAGCUCGUGGACCGACGUCGAUUUCCUGUGGUCACUGCGGAUGUUUGCCGAGGCUUACGUGGUAACGAAGACACCAACCGAGAAAUUGGCUCUGGAAUUUGGGGAGAAAUGGCGGCGAGCUGGCGAUAGUGAGAGAGAAAGGCCUUACGAGCAGCGAAUAGGCAUCAUUCGGCGAUACAUUUUGGUGAAGGAGCUGCGCAAGAAGAUGGCCGAGCUACUCUUUCCAGUCGGCAAACUAGGGUUCGAAUUGAAGGCCCCUGAACUUAUGUACAAGUCUCUACCUGCAAAACUUAUCGUUGGAAUGACAUCUAAGGUAGGCCUGUACACACAGAUGGUAGUCUAUGUGCGCGGCGAUAAACCUCACAAGGAGCUGAAAGUUCUGAAGACCAGUGAUGCAGUUAUGAUUCUUCACGAAGUGCCGUACACAGAAGAGAAUGUUAGCAGAAUCCAUGCCGCAAGAAGCAUUGUUGUUUAUGUUACUGUUCCAACUAAGGCAGCAGAUUUAUUCCCAUCCUUUUACUUAUGGUCUGUUGGUGUCUGUUGGAAAUGUUUUGGAUUGUUUGUAGUGGUAAAGAAAAAUGUCGAAAGCAUAGUCAAGGAUGUCUUGCAGUGUGCGUUAAUCGAGUGCCAGGUCGGUGCUUCACUUUGUUUUAUGUUUCUCUUUGAUUUAUGUUUCAGUGUUGUUAGAGAAGACAAGAAACUAUUGAUUGUUGUAUUUCCUGAUGGACGGCAUUCACUCUUAAGGCAAAAAGCUAUUAGCGCAUUAUGGAAUUUAUCCUUUGAUGACCGGAAUCGAGAAGCAAUUGCAGCAGCUGGUGGAGUUAAGGCUUUGUGUCGAAUUAGGCUUUAUUUUUCUAUUAAGUGGUUUCAUCUAGGCGGCAGCAACAACAACAUACCCAGUAUAUUCCCAACAGGUUGGGGUCUGGGGGAUCAGUUUAAGUCAUUCGAUGCCAUUGUGCUUGCUAAGAUUGCUUAUGCUGCUAUUGAUAGCUCAUCAUCGAUCCACGAUGCCACGGUAGAACAUUACAUCGUCGAUGGGCGCCCUGGCUUUUUUUUUUUUUCAAGCAUGGAAACGAAGCGAAGCGAAGUGAAGGAAAGGUUCGUUUGCAGUGUCACAGCCAUUUCAGGUUCCAUGGGAAGGGCAGAGUUUUCGAUUACCGAAUUUUCGAUAACCGACUUUAAUCGAUUCGGUAUCGAUUUUGCUUCCGAGGUUACCGACAUUAUCGGUACGGUAUCGGUAUACGCUUAUCGGUUUGAUAACCGAACCGAUACCCACCCUAGGAGCAGCAACUUGCAAGGUGUCCAAUAUACGCUGCCGGUCCUAUUGAGGGCGAGAGAAAACAAGACAAAAGUCCAUGCGUUUUUCACCAUGCCGCAUAGAACGACUUACUUCUUUCCAAGGCAAUUCCCGGAGCGCAGUCCCAAUGAAUCAUCGUCAAAGUCGGUAGCAGAUCACGACAAGAAAUCCGGCAAGUCGGAGGACGUUCAACGCGGAAAGGUCGCGCUCGAAUCGUUUACAAGCGAAAGCAUCUCCGCCCGUGAACACACGGACAGCAACAGCUUCGUCACGGGGCACAAAAUCCAUGGCCAACACUUGUCCGCCGAGAAAAGAAAGGAGAUAUCACGGACGGGGCAUCUUGAGCCCGAGAAGAUCAGAUUAUGCAAUAACGAAGACUGCAUCGAGGAGGAGGAUCUAGUGAAGCCGCUGCUGACUCUCCCCCCUCCGGCGCCCGACGGUGACCAGCGGCGCAGCGGGAGUGAUUUCAGCGGCGUGGAUCACGAAAGAAGGUUCGAGAGGAAGAAUUCGUUGCAGAGAUUAUCGUGCGAGAGGAGCACGAGCUAUGCCGGGAGUUUGUUCUCGGGGACAACGUUGGACGGGACAUGGUCGCCGGUCACCACUGGAGUACUCAAGGACGGCCCGACGGCGGAAGGGGGUGGGCCCGGGCAAAAUGUGGGCAGUGGAGAUGCCAAGAGGCAAAUGGAGGGUUAUCACUUGAAGAUUAUGCUAGCCAGACGACUUACUCAGCAGGCUUCGACAACUGGGGAGCCUCUCCUUCAGAAGCAUGAAAUUGGUGGACCUCCAGAUCCCGAAACGGUGUCCUAUCGUCUCUGGGCCACUGGAUGCCUGUCUUACUCUGACAAGAUCUCAGAUGGGUUUUAUUGCAUUUUGGGAAUAAACCCUUAUGUAUGGCUAAUGUGCAACGAUUUGGAAGAAGGUAAAAAGUUGCCUUCUCUGAUGGCGCUAAAAGCAAUUGACCCCAAUGACACAAUGCUAGAGGUGACACUCGUGGAUCGACAUGGAGAUUCGCAGCUCAGAGAGCUCGAAGAUAAAGCUCAGGAGAUUUAUUCUUCGGCAGAGAGUAUACUCGCCCUGGCUGAGAAACUUGGCAAACUUGUUGCUUUUCAUAUGGGGGGCUCUUUUCCGGUGGAGCAAGGUGACCUUGAUUUUGGCUGGAAAUUGGUGAACCGAAGAUUGAAGGAUUUAAACAAGUGCAUUGUGUUUCCAGUCGGUGAUCUAUCUAUGGGACUUUGCAGGCACCGAGCCAUACUGUUCAAGAAAUUAGCAGACUACAUUGGUCUGCCUUGUCGGAUAGCUCGAGGUUGCAAGUAUUGCAUUUCCGACCAUCGAUCUUCAUGCGUUAUCAAGAUUGAGGAUGAAAGGAUGCUUCCCAGGGAAUUUGUAGUUGAUCUAGUUGGGCAACCAGGAAAUCUGCAUGGCCCAGAUUCAUCAAUCACUGGAAGUUUACUUUCUGUACCUUCACUGCUACAAAUAUCACAUCUAAAGGAGUUUCAGCAGGAUUAUAGGAAUGAGGCUGAUUGUCAAUUGCUAAACUCAAAGUAUGCUUCUGACAAUAGCAAUUCUGUUUAUUCAGUCGGCCAGGGCAAUACAAAGGAUAUUAUUAUUCCAGAAAAUGCAAAAGAUGAUGGGUGCACUCCAGCAGUUUCUGAUGCUAAAAUAUGUGAGGAUCAUUCUCAGUUAGUCGGUGACGGAGUUAUUAUAAAACAGACAUACAAAAGGGAAGUUGUUUUAUCAAGAAAUGCAGUUUCAAAUCAAGCAGAAAUACAACCCAUUGUAACCUUCUCCGAAAGCAAAGAUCCUAUUGAGGCCAAGAACAAGUUUCAAGAUCAUGGGAAACACCCUGCUUCAAACAUUCCAAAUUAUUUGAGUUUAGAGCCUUCUCUUUCAAUGGAUUGGCUUGAGAUUUCAUGGGAUGAAUUGCGCAUUAAGGAACGUGUUGGCGCUGGAUCUUUUGGCACAGUGCAUCGAGCUGAAUGGCACGGAUCGGAUGUGGCAGUUAAGGUUCUAAAUGUCCAGGAUUUUCAUGAAGAUCAGCUGAAGGAGUUUUUACGUGAGGUUGCGAUUAUGAAACGUAUACGCCAUCCAAAUGUGGUGCUGUUCAUGGGUGCUGUCACGAAACGUCCACAUCUAUCUAUAGUAACAGAAUACUUGCCAAGAGGGAGUCUAUUCCGACUGAUACACAAGCCAGCCGCUGGUGAAAAUUUCGAUCAGAGGCGAAGACUACGCAUGGCUCUGGAUGUGGCAAAGGGUAUCAAUUAUCUUCAUCGUCUUACGCCACCGAUUGUUCACUCGGAUCUGAAAUCGCCAAAUCUGUUGGUUGAUAAGAAUUGGAAUGUGAAGGUUUCUGAUUUUGGCUUAUCAAGGUUCAAAGCAAACACAUUCAUAUCAUCAAAAUCUGCUGCUGGAACACCUGAGUGGAUGGCUCCCGAAUUCCUUCGUGGGGAGCCCUGCAAUGAGAAGUCUGAUGUGUACAGUUUUGGAGUUAUUUUAUGGGAGCUUGUCACCAUGCAACAGCCAUGGAGUGAACUUAGCCAUGCCCAGGUGGUUGGGGCAGUUGGUUUCCAGAAUAGGAGACUUACAAUCCCACAUAACACCUCCGCCAUUUUAGUUUCCCUGAUGGAGUCUUGCUGGGCAGAUGACCCUAGACAACGACCCUCGUUUGUUUACUUAGUUGAUACUUUGAAGAAGUUGCUGAAAUCUCCUUUGCAGUUGAUACAAAUGGGCAGACAAUGAGAGGCCAUUUCUUUCUUUUCCGUUUUCUGCUAAAAGGUUAGAUGACUGUAGCUGUGAAAAACACUUGUACUGAGUAGUAUUUUUUCUCUGGAAUUGCUGCAAUAAGUUUGGAAAUAUCGUUGAGAAGAAAAUUAAAGUAAGAUAAAAGCAGGGAUUACUUUUUUGUAAGAGAAAAUGCUGUUUAGAAGUGUGGUGAAGUUAACUAGCUGCAUUUCCAUGGGAAUGAAUGAUAUUGCUGCAAUUAUAGCCAAACAACAUAAUUCCAGUUUUCGGACACCAUGGUAAAAUUACCCGGGCAAAGAUCUAUAAAAUUAGACUCGAUUAUUUUUCUUGGAUUUUAUUAGGGUAUAAUUCGUCAAUACAUAAAUGAAUUAUAUUCAAUUAGAAUUCCAAUAGCUUUUUGAAAACCUUUUUAAGUUUUGUCUCUUGAACUUUGUGAGUAUGGUAGAAUUUUUUUAAGAUACUCAUUAAAUAUAUUUGUAGUUGUAAUAUAUUUUUUUAUCGAGACCAUCUGACAGGAUUGACCAGAGAUCCAACCAACUUCGGAUCUAGUUGAGUGGGUUUGGGUUGAUUAUUCAACCAGUUAGCAAGAAAACAGUCAGACUUGAAGUGAUUGCGUCAAAACUCGAUCAACUCGGGCAUUAAUCCACCCGGGUCAAUCUAAUCCGACCAAUUUACUCAUUUUCAAUACAUUUAAUUUUAAAAAUAAAAUUAUUGUAUAUAUGUAUAUUGUAAAUAUUUAUGAUGAGAG
This is a messenger RNA of Striga asiatica, 5062 nucleotides long. Lineage: Eukaryota; Viridiplantae; Streptophyta; Magnoliopsida; Lamiales; Orobanchaceae. The record is from the annotation of a GenBank genome assembly.